UGUUCCUAGAGUAUUGUAGCAGUAGGCUGGGUGUGCUUGUCAGAGACCCGCAGCUAGGACAUGUCAAAUGCAGACAGACUGGCUCAUUUCUUUCUUUAUUUUUAUUUCCUCAGAUGAAUCCGCCUCCACCAGUUUCUUAUAAAUCUGACAAACAUUGCUGGGCUUAGACUGUGGUGUGACCCGUGACAUCGUCAGAGAUCCAAGAUGGUGGAAUUUAAUUGGAGGGCUUUGGAGAAUUUUCCACUGCUGAUGUACAUUUUGGCAGCUAAAACAUUAAUUCUUUGCUUGGCAUUUGCUGGAGUAAAAAUAUACCAGAGUAAAAAAAUUGAACAAAGAAUGAAAAAAGAACGUGAGGCAAAGCUGAAAAAGGAAGCAGAGAAGAAGGAAGACUGAAGAGUCUUACACGAUUUCCUGACGUUUCCUGCUCAUGUGGAUACCUUUCCCAGGAGGGUGACGACUUCCCUUCAAUUGAACGAUGUGUCAGAGAAAUAAACCGUCCCCAAGCAGCAUUCACUUAAACUGCAUAUUGACUUUUUAUACAUGUUUUAAGAAUAUCCAUCCUCUAUUUAUUCAGUAAAGGUUCCUCAGUAGGAGUGGCCUGGGUCUCUGCUUACCAGAAAUGCUGCACUUAAGGCAAUUGAUGUAAAAGAGGCUGUUCUUAAAAUCAGCUGUGGAGUGCAGAAAGACAAUCACUUCUAACGAGAAAAUCCAUCACAGGUGCUACAAGCUGGUGGCGCUUGCAGGAGGCAAAUAAUAGAAAGCCCCACACUCUCCUUGCUCCUUUCUCAAGGCAACCAGCAUCAGCUGCAGAGGAGAGCAUAGGGCAUGCCUAGUCCCUCCCCUGGACCCAGAAGAACCAGUCCAUUAGAACAAAGGCAGCAGUACCUCCUCAUCCUGUCCCAUAGCUGCGGGGGGUGAGGAAGCCAAGGGGGAGCUGGUUUUUCCAUCCCUCUACCUCUGAUUCUGCUGCCAGAGCAGGAGUCCCUGCAUGCAUGCUCUGUAACUCAAAGGCUGGCCACUUGAAUUCCUUGUGCUUUAGCUCUGCCCUGAAAUUAAGCAACCCAACCAUAACCAAACAUGCAAUACCUUAGCAAAAGGAUGGCGUGGGCGUGUGUUCGUGUUCCCCGAAAUGUCAGAGGCCUGCUGGUGUCUAUUGUUCAAGUCUUAAUGGAUCAUGGUUUUAAAGAGCUUCUCCAUAACCAUGAGGGCUGAAUGUCACUGACUCCAGCAGCUGGGGCUUUAAGAAAAACAACAGAUAUUGUGAGACUCCUGAUAAAAAUCAGUAACAUUUGUGCAUUAUGGACUGCUUGAAUAGAGUAAGUGUGGCUUGACCCAGCAAUGCUACGCUGGGGCUUUUUAUUUAAUACUCUUGCUUUUUUUUAAUACAAAGUGAAAGUGAAUUAAAAAGGGUUCCAGAUGGAACUGUGUCAGACACGUUCAAUAAAGAGAAUGGAAUUACCCAC
Molecule: messenger RNA, 1463 nt
Organism: Gopherus evgoodei (Goodes thornscrub tortoise)
Lineage: Eukaryota; Metazoa; Chordata; Testudines; Testudinidae
Gene: SMIM11
Product: small integral membrane protein 11A
Exons: 3
Coding region: 205-393 (62 amino acids)
Source: RefSeq, a predicted model, not a curated record